Molecule: messenger RNA, 1029 nt
Organism: Chaetomium globosum CBS 148.51
Lineage: Eukaryota; Fungi; Ascomycota; Sordariomycetes; Sordariales; Chaetomiaceae
Exons: 4
Coding region: 1-1029 (342 amino acids)
Cellular component (GO): mitochondrion
Molecular function (GO): protein-arginine omega-N symmetric methyltransferase activity
Source: RefSeq, a predicted model, not a curated record
AUGUCGGAUGAGUUUCAGAGAUAUCCCAUGGUGACUGCCUUGGACCUACGCGGGCGCAACGAGAGGCCGCGUAGGGUCAAAAUGUUGAUGAGGGACUUCAUAGAAGACAGUCUAUACAACCCAACCUACGGCUACUUCUCGAAGCAAGUCGUCAUCUUCACACCAGGAGAACCUUUCGACUUUCCUUCGUUAUACGAUGAGCUUGACUUCCACUCACUCUUGUCCCGCCGCUAUGUCGAGUUUGAGAAUGCCAUGGAUGCCGUGUCUCCAAGCGACACCCGCCAGCUGUGGUACACACCCACCGAGCUGUUCCGCCCCUAUUACGGAGAGGCAAUCGCACGCUACCUCAUCGCCAACUACAAGCUCACCACCUACCCCUACCAUGACCUAAUCAUAUACGAGAUGGGUGCCGGCCGUGGUACCCUCAUGCUCAACAUCCUCGACCACAUUCGCGACGUCGACCCCGCCGUGUACGACCGCACAAAAUACAAGAUCAUCGAGAUCAGUACCCAGCUCGCCACCAUCCAAAACUCCCAGUUGAAGCAGUCCUUUGCCGCCCGGGGCCACGCCGACAAGGUGGAAAUCAUCAACCAGUCCAUCUUCGACUGGACCAACCCGGUCCCCUCACCCUGCUUCUUCCUCGCCUUCGAAGUCUUCGACAACUUCGCCCACGACAUCCUCCGCUACGACAUGGAAACCCAGAAGCCGCUCCAAGGCAUGGUUCUGAUUGACGAAAACGGCGACUUCUACGAGUUCUACACCCCCCAUCUGGAUCCCGUCGCUGCCCGCGACGGCCUCAUACCCGUCUCCACGCCAAUGGUGCACCAGGGUUACUUCGACAUCAUGUUCCCCACCAACUUUUCCACCGCCGAGGCCACCUACCAGGCCAUCACGGGCAAGCUGACCCGCGUGCUCACCCACGAGGAGUUCAUGCGCAGGUGGGCGUACCUCGAGGAGACCGAGACGCAGAGCGGCGAGAACCCGCUCCUGACUUGGUAUAAGAAUGCCAGUGUGAUGUUCACUGUAUAA